Oryza brachyantha (malo sina) is the source of this 838-nucleotide messenger RNA. RefSeq lists its product as uncharacterized. The coding region runs from base 24 to 512 and encodes 162 amino acids. The transcript is spliced from 4 exons. NCBI's taxonomy places the organism in Eukaryota, Viridiplantae, Streptophyta, Magnoliopsida, Poales, Poaceae. The record is from RefSeq and is a predicted model, not a curated record.
CCCCCUCGCCCAAUCUCCACCACAUGGCUGCAGCCAUGGCCGCGGCCGCCGCCGCCGCCGCUCGACUUCCUCCGGCCGCCCCUCUCCGGACACGCCCCGCCGCAGCCGCUCCGUGCUCUCCCUUCGAAGCCCCCUUCCGCCGGAUGGCGCCGUGGCACCCGCGGCUGGGCACGCGCCUCGUCGUCGUUUCCGCGCAGUCCAACUUCUCCAGAGUUGUUCAAACAGCACUAAAGGUUGGUAGGGAUGCUGUGGAGGCAGGAACUACUCUAGUCCCAGCUUCAGUUCCACGGCCAGUUGCCAGGAUAGGUGUUACCUUUCUUGCUUUAUCAUUUGCCCUUUUUCUUCUGAAAUCAGUUGUCUCCACUGCAUUCUUCGUAUUGGCAAUGAUGGGGCUUAUAUACUUGGGUUUCCUAGCCAUGAACCCAAAAGAGGGCUCUAGGGUGGAUGAAGGAGCCAAUUCAUCUGAAGACCCUGUGGAAGAAGCCCGGCGCAUAAUGGAGAAAUACAAAUAAAUAACUUCAGUAUGUUCAACCUAGUGCGCUUGGAAAGCUAAGAUUGGCAAGAGGAUGUGAGCCAUCAAUUUGUUCAUAGGGUCCUCAUUAUGCGAAGAGAUAGCAUAUGUGAUUUUGGCACAAGAGAGACAUGUUGUAUAGCAACAGAGCUGGUGUACAAUAUAAUAUAACGGUAGUAAUUUGAUUCUGCAGCAGUAUAGUGAGUGCCUGCACAGUUGUAUUAGUUCAACUCAUGGUGCUAUUUGACCUUAUCGUAGAAAUGAUAAUUGAAUUACUCAAAAGAAAUUUGUAGGAACAAAUUGCAUGGUGCAUGUCAGCUGCCGACA